This is a messenger RNA of Aplosporella prunicola CBS 121167, 4149 nucleotides long. RefSeq lists its product as uncharacterized. NCBI's taxonomy places the organism in Eukaryota, Fungi, Ascomycota, Dothideomycetes, Botryosphaeriales, Aplosporellaceae. The coding region runs from base 1 to 4149 and encodes 1382 amino acids. The transcript has a single exon. The record is from RefSeq and is a predicted model, not a curated record.
AUGCCGUCUCCGCACCAUGACCGACUUUCGAUAUCUCGUUCUCAUGCCGAGUGGGUUCCGGAGGCAUUGAGGAAGACUCGCGCGAUCCCUUUCACCUUUUUAUGUUUUAUUUUUAUUGCGGCUCUUGAGGCCGUCGAUCAAAAAAUUGAGGAGAACCAAGGAAUCUCUACCCAAAAUUUAAACCUGGUUCGACUUAUAAGAUACAUACCAACAAUUUUGGCCGUUUCAAUAGGUUUCCUAUGGAAAUAUCUGGUCGGAGAUCUUAAGAAAAUAGUGCCUUGGUCGAGGAUGAGCGAAAAGUGGGCAACUGCCUCGGACUCCAUACUGCUGAACUACAUCGGUAACCUCGAACUUAUAUCGGUCUUUACAUCGGCAAAAAGAAGGCACUGGGCUAUAUUCAUGGGGCUUGUUGUCGGGUUCCUUUCCGGCGUCCUGGUCACCGCAGCCAACUCUCUGACUUACACAGACCUCUCAGCCACGGUGUCAGAAAAAGCAGAUCUGGAGAAAUCAUCUCGCUUCGAGUUCAACGGCACCCUUCUCGACACAAAUGGGACGUUACCAUUGCCAUUUGUUCAGCUGGGUCAUUACAGCCGGCCGUAUGCUGCGGUGGCUGUAGAGAAACUUACCGGAGAGCAGUAUUCACCCUGGACCAGCGAUAAUUACGCCUUUGAAUCUUUCAAUCGUGGACCCGGCUCUUCAACUGGAAAUAAAAUCAUCGAGGCUAAGGUUUCAUCUUUGGCCACCACCUGGGAAUGUCAUCAAUUGCAAUACUCCUCGAAAAGAAAGAAUUCUGGUUGGGACGAUUUUGAGUUUCGAGCAAAUCCAGGGAGUGUGGAUAAGUCAGGUUGCUCACUCCCAGUGGUCCAAAACGUUACGGAUUUUUGGCAUGAUUCGAAAGCUUGGCUUAAUCUGACCGCUUGUUCCAAAGACCAUGGAGACCUUCGACUCCUUGCAACAAUUGCAUACGACACAGAUACCAUAGACGGCGUUACACAUGAGCCACCCGUGUUUCCAGAGAGUACAAUAUCAGGAAACAAUAUCUCGAUGGCUGGACUGAUUUGUUCCCCUAAAUUCACCAUUCAAAACGCCGUGGUCCAAGCGAAUGAAAUCUCGGGAAAAGUCGUAAAUUACAUGACUGAUCUGUCAAGUGCAGAAGAUUUUGACAUCCAAACUCCUAUGGAAGCUAUCUGGGUUUACCUCAACAAUCCUACCUCAGCACGUUUCCAAGCAGCAGUACUCGACGUGGACCCCUGGACAGCAAACCCACCCAUUACCAUGGACACUAUUAAAACGGAAUUGGGUAGAUUACUCAACUAUAACGAUGAUUCAUUCUUCACAGUGUUGGCGAACGGCAUAGUUGACGAAAUGAUGAAAGGGUACUUGCGAAACUCAACUGUUUUCCAGACUGAAGUGGAAUGGCUUGCAAGCCGAACAAUGGCGCAAGUUAUAAGCGCAUUUACCAGAGUCAACGAAACCCAGCCUCUAAAAGGAUCGGUCACCACAAUCCAGCCUCGGAUCAAAGUACAACAUGUUUCACUCCGCAUCCUCCAGGCAUUUCUUGCCAUAAUUGGCAUUUCAAGUAUCCUUCAGGCCACUCUCCUCAGGCCACGGACAAUUCUUAAAGAAGACCCCGGGCCUAUUGCUGCAACGGCGCUUACACUGGCUGCUUCGGGUGCCCCUUUAGAACGGGAAUUCAUACCCCUUUCUGUAUCGGAUAAUAAAUCCAUGCAGAAACGGUUAGCUAUAACACGAUGCAAACUCGAAACAGAGCGAGUUGACCACGUUCCUGUAAUUGGACUGAGCACUGCGCCACUGCCAGCCUCACAAGCUGUUUGCUCGAAAACGGAAUCUGGUUUAGAAGACGCAUCUUCACCACAGGACCAUGCUGGUUGGUAUCCAAUUGCUCUCCGAGCCCCUGCUAAAGCUGGAAUUAUCAUCGCUUUUUUCAUAGCCAUGGCAGUAUUGGCUGUUCUGCAAGGCUUGUCAAGUAAGAACCACGGAAUAUGUAGGAACGAUGUCACUUCGUUGACAGUAGUCUCUUACAUUGUUACCUUGAUAUUGGUCUUCCUUGGUUGGACUUCCUCGGGAUUGGAUGGCGCUGUCAGGUCGGCAACACCAUACAUGAGUCUCCGAAGAGGGUCCAAGCGACAGCCACUUCUGUUCAAUUUCAGAGAUAUUCCAGCCUUGUGGGUCCCAUUCAAGGCUAUCACCAGCAAAGCUGGCCCCGCAGUCGCGGUUUCAUCCUUGGCGCUUAUCUGCUUACCGGUCAUUAAAAUUGUGGCAGCUGGGCUUUAUACAACAGCGUAUGACACCACGUCAGCAGAUAUCAGAAUAAACUUAGACAAAGGCCUUUUGAAUGACUGGAGCGACAUAUACAGGGCCACCGAUCUGGAUAGCCUCCAAGAACGGGCGGCACAGUUCACAGAAUGGAUCAACACACCCUCAUUAGGUCUUGCACAGCGACCGGGUAUUCUCGAAAACCUCGUUUUUGGCGAUAUCCAUAAGCUUGUGAACUCUGAUGCGGCUAGGGAUACGAAACCUGGCGACGAAAUCGAUCUCAUAGCUCCUGCGAUAGCCGCGGAUGUCAAAUGCACAAGCGUGGCUCCUUCCGACUUUGAUGCCCUAGCCUGCUUUGGCACCUAUUACGAAGACAGUUACACAUUCGCAUUCCGCUGCUCGAAUAACCAUUGCAACCAGACUCUGGAUUUCUCGUGGGAUAUGAACUGGUAUAUUCCCACACUCCGUGGUAAAAUGACUCCAUUCGCAUAUGAAGGAGAAAUAUUCGUCAACGACACCGACCUUUACGUAUUUUUAAGCGACUUUUCGAACGUAAAAGGGCUGAUGAUCUCAGAAUUUCCACAGGAGUGCAAUGAGACUAGUGGAGCAGUCGACCCCAGAACACUCAACGUAUCCUCGCCAAGUUUGAGGGCAGUGGCAUGCCACAGGAACCUAACCCAGGUUGAUGUCAACGCAACCUUCACCCAAGUUACCAACUCCGAAAUCAACGGAUCAUCCGUGUACUCAUGGAGACCGUCACAAUUCAACCAUGCUUCCAUUAAAUAUGGAUACCAAUAUACCCUCGACGAAACCCCGUUGGAGCUCGAUUUCAGAUCUCAAACCUCGAUUCCGGAUAUAUUCAACUAUGGGAAAGCCAUAACUACUCAACAAACACCUGGGCUCCAUAGCAACUCAUUAUGGCCAUCCCCCGGAAGCAGUUUAAACUUUUUCCAGCUCCUGGCUGUAUACGCCGAAUACACCAACAAAAACAUUAGCAGUCUCCUAGACCCCGACCAGCUAGCCACUGCAGCAGAAGCCAUGUACACAGCAUACUCGACGCAAAUGCUCACGGAGUUGCGGCCUCUCUUGGGCCUUACUAUCAAGCGCUGGGGAUCCUUAGAUUAUGUAAACGGAACAAUCCUCAAACGCCGCGAAUACGUCCAGCAGGACCUGCACACGACCGUGGUGCUGGAAGCACUCCUUGCUGCCGUCCUCUGCUGCAUCCUUUGGAUCUGCUUCCGCUUCCCCAGCCGCUCCAUCCUGCCAAAGGACCCAGACAGCAUCGCGGCGCGGAUCUCGUUCCUGGCUAACAGCUCCAUGGUGCAGCGGCUACGCGAGGAGCACGCCACACGCGUGGCAGACUCGAAUAUCUGGAGGAGCGAGCGCGCCGGCCUCGGCUGGUGGCGGGUGCAGAACGCUGCCGCAGACGAGCAAGGCCAAGAGUCCGCCCAGCAGCGCGGUUGGCGGUGGGGCAUCGAUGUCGGGAAGGAGAUGGUGCAGCAGGACUGGAACCACGCUCCGUACGAGGAUGAAGACCCUCUACAUCUUGGCACCGGAAAACCCGUUCUCGCAAGCAGUGAAGGACACACUGUCCUGGCGUCCUCGCUACACGGCAAUGGCAACGGGGACGAGAGCAGCAGCAGCAGCAGUAGCAGCAAUGGUAACGGAGCCCCCAGCCCUAGCCCCUCGUGGGCGCGUUCGUAUUCCCCGAUACGUCAAACACGCUCUCUUUCGGCCUCGCCCUCGCCGCCUGUAUCCCCGAUGCAGGGCUCUUUGGAGCUGCAUUCGAUCGCGCAGUUGUCGCCCACGGAGUCGAUGGCGCGGCCGGACUCUCCUGCUUUUUCGUUGUCUGCCGCUCAGCGUCCGCGGUGA